AUGGUGCAAGUAAUCAUUGGCGCAGUCAUUACAGCACUGGGACCCUCAGCUGCCGACCACAUGGUGGCAAUAACAGUCCUUGGAGCUAUCAAUACAUCGUGCGCUGGACUUUUGGCCCUUUUAAAGGGAAGAGGGCUACCACAGCGACUUAGGGGAAGCAUGAUUGAAAUUUCCAAGGUUCUGGACUUCAUUCAACAUACCUCAGUCUUGUUGAAAUAUGAUAAAAGCUGCGUCCCCGAGAACGGAAUUGGUCCUCUACUGGAGGAGGCCUUUCAGAGAUAUGCUUCAGCCGAGCAACUGAUUGAGAGCAACCAACCGGAUACGUUUGCUUCUGGGAUCAAACUUCCAGUCAAUAGUAGCGCGACGGAUGCGGAAGAUGGUCAAGGCCAAGGACCAGCCACUUACAAGGCGAAUGGAAAGGGGCCUCAAAUGGAUGAAGAAAUGGGAUUUUUGGGCAGGAGUUGA
This is a messenger RNA of Penicillium subrubescens, 465 nucleotides long. RefSeq lists its product as uncharacterized. Bases 1 to 465 code for a protein of 154 amino acids. NCBI's taxonomy places the organism in Eukaryota, Fungi, Ascomycota, Eurotiomycetes, Eurotiales, Aspergillaceae. The record is from RefSeq and is a predicted model, not a curated record. The transcript has a single exon.